GUCGCUGUGGCAGUGGCAGGACUACACGAUCAUGCACGUUGGAAGAGUUAUCGUUGGGGCAUUCCUAUGGAUAUCAUCUACAGUCCUCGCCGAGUGUCCUAGCUGUGCCUACCAGUCCGUGUCGUGUGGCAACUCCGCGUCCAUCGUCCCAGUGUGCGACGCUCAAGGGUUGAUUCAGUCCGACGAUCUUUUCUGCGACGAUUUGGAUUGCUCCUGUGCUGACGGGUUUGUGUGUGCGUCGUUGCGACUUGGUUGUCCAGGCGUGGUUCAAGGUGGCGGUCGAGCGCGAUGUCUGUCUCUAGCGGGGAUGCAAACUCGCUACGAUGCCUAUCGCGACGCCGUGUUGCCACCUGGGCCUGCCACGUACCCCCACUUGAACCUGUCGUGGGUUCGUUUCCAUAACCAAGACGACUGCACCUCGUCCGACGACUGCUUGGCCAUGCAACAAUUCCACGCGUGCGGGGCAGUGCUUUGUGGCAGCGCAGUGGUCAUGUGGAAGGACAUGAAUGAAUGGGACGAACAUGCGUAUCGGGUUGUGGUCGAAGGCACGCUCACGGAUCGGUCAGCAGGGGUGUUCGACAUGGUUGCUCGGUGGGAUCCAGCGCUUCGCCAGUUGAGCUGCGACAGCGUCACCACGACCCCCCUCGCCAAGCGCUAUACCAGGCAAACGCGCACCAACCCUGACGACUGUGUUGGUCAGUACGUCGACUUUUCUCCUCCCGUGACGUUUGCCGAAGCGGCGCUGGACUCUGCGCGCCGUACGACCUGGAUCACUUGGAUUGCGAUAGUCAGCGCCAUGGCCACUGCGAUCGCAGCGAUUACCGCCGUCAUUUACAUGACGAGAUCUCGACAGAGUUGUACGACGCACAAGACCCCCAAUCAGCCCAUAUCGGCCAUCGUCACGGCAAAACCAUCCGCAUUGUGUUAAUAAGUUUGAGCUUUUACAAGUGGGGAACGUAUGAUGGCAGGUUCGUCGUCUCGCCGCCAAGUUGUUAGUCGCUUGUGCACGACGUUUAACAGCACCUACCGGUAGUAAUACAAGAGUUAGUACAUACGGCCG
This is a messenger RNA of Aphanomyces astaci, 1060 nucleotides long. RefSeq lists its product as hypothetical. The transcript has 2 exons. Bases 32 to 928 code for a protein of 298 amino acids. Lineage: Eukaryota; Oomycota; Saprolegniomycetes; Saprolegniales; Verrucalvaceae. The record is from RefSeq and is a predicted model, not a curated record.